AUGAAGUAUCUUGAGUCAUGUGUGAAGACAAGGUACAUUCUCAGAGGUCAAUUGGCAAAAAUUGCACCGUUGGCAAAUGUCAAUAUCCGAGUCAACAUACCUACAGCUAAAGGUUCUUCACAUGACGACUAUGUUGUUGACAAAGACUUACCAUGGUUGAAGAUUGUAAUUGUCCACAACCACUUCAUGUUGAACGAAAGUCUUACAAACCCAUUCUUUGGUAAAAGUAAGUGCAACAUUGUCAGAGCUGUAAACAUUCUUUUCGAGAAAGGUUUGUUGGAACCAAUUCCAGAUGACAAGCUGACAGAAACUUUUGUACCAAAAGACGAAACAAACUUUUCAUUGUUAGCAAGACCAAAAGUUGUUCCAGACAAAGUUCUAGUACAAAAGAAGUACACAGUUCCACAAGGGGUUGGUAUGUUCGGAUACCAACCUGAACCAGAAGAACUUCCAAUGAGGUUGCAAGAACUUCAAGAUGCUAUAAACAAACUUCCAUUGAGACAUCCAAUUGACGUCAAAUUGUAUUGGAGAGCAUCUGAGUUAGGUCAGAAGGUUUUAUAUGAAACAGGUUGCUUCGACGAUGUUUAUGAGAUAACAGGAGAAGUUUCUCAGAAGAUAAGAGACUCACUUGAAUUUCCACAAACUGGACCAAUUGGUUGCGACAAGUUCGACUCAGAUGAAAAGAUAUACUAUGUCGACCUUAACGCUGCAUACAUGA
Molecule: messenger RNA, 718 nt
Organism: Trichomonas vaginalis G3
Lineage: Eukaryota; Parabasalia; Trichomonadida; Trichomonadidae
Exons: 1
Source: RefSeq, a predicted model, not a curated record